AUGAUCCUGUCCUUUGCCAUCCUAACUGCCGUCCUGGCUUUUGGAUUACGGCAGUCACCCCUUUUUUCAACACAACCCCACUGUCGCUGUCAACCUGGUAGCGCCUGUUGGCCUUCACAGGCGAGCUGGAACUAUCUGAAUACCUCGAUUGGUGGUAACCUCGUCGCUCUUCGUCCAGCAGGCAGUGUCUGUUUUAAAGAUGAAUUCACACCCGACGCAUGUGAAGACUUUGUGAAAAACUUUCACAACACCAAUUGGCGUGUGCAGAGUCCAGCCUCCUUACAGGUGGUCAAUUGGGAAAAUCUGCGGUCAAGGGAAGAAAGUUGUCAUGUCAGCCCCGACGGCAACAUAACGCAGUGUGAUCAGGGUCGAGUUGCCAGAUAUUCCGCCAAGGUAGAAAGCGUUUCUCAGGUGCAAGCAGUCAUUGAAUUUGCAGCCGCCAAUGACCUUCGUCUUGCUAUUCGCAAUACUGGACAUGAUCUCGCCGGCCGCUCGACAGCGGCCGAUUCGAUCCAAAUUCACACAGCUGGGCUGAAGGGAAUUCAGCAUACCGAGUCAUUUCAUCCCUCUGCACCAUGGGGGCAAGUUGUCGAGUCUGAAGGCCCUGCGGUUACAGUCGGUGCCGGUGUGAUGACCGGAGAGCUCUACUCGGCCGCCGCUGAAGGGAAAUAUACCGUCGUCGGUGGAAGUUGUAGUACUGUCGGUAUCGCGGGUGGCUGGAUGCAGGGUGGCGGUUAUGGUAUUCUUAGUCCCUCCAAAGGACUGGGCGUUGAUAACGUCUUGGAGCUAAACAUUAUCACAGCCAAGGGAUCCUACGUCACGGCCAACCGCUAUCAGAAUCAAGAUCUUUUUUGGGCCGUUCGUGGAGGAGGUGGUGGCACCUUUGGUGUUAUCACCAGCGUGACAUUUCGCACUUUUCCAGAUGUACCCGCAACUAUUGCCAAGCUGAAUGUGAUAAGUCCAAAUGGACCUGACGAGCCAUUCUGGAAUGCAGUUCAGGGGCAUCUUGGCGGUCUAACUGCCUUGAUUGAUCAAGGAAUUGCGACUCAAUCCUUUGCUAUUCCCAGCUUUCCCUUAGGUGGCGCCCUUCUCACCAGUGAGAUUUAUUUCAUCAACCAGACUGAUGACGCCGGGUCUCUACUGGUUCAGGACUUUGUCAAACAGGUCAAGGAUCUCGGCCUCCAUGUCGAUUACUCUGAAGAGCAUUUCGACCAACUCUCCACCUACCAAGCUAUCCCCAAAGGCUUGGAACAGGCCGGAGUAGGAAUCAUGACAGCCUCGAGGCUGGUAUCACGAGACUUAAUAGCCUCGUUGGACGGCCCGGCGACCAUGGCUCGAACACUAUCCCGGUUGCAUUUCAAUACUGGGGAUGCUCUGAGCUUUGAAGGAAUAGCAGGUGGAAAGAUCACCGGUACUAACAAAAGCAUUGAAAGUGCCGUUCACUCAGAUUGGCGUUCUGCAAUCAUGUCCCUGACUCUUGCACGAGCCCUUCCACUGGAGCCAAAUUGGGAGACGUAUCGGACGGUGGAGAGCGAGAUAAAUGAUAUACAACUUCCAUUGUUGGAGUCGUUGGAACAAGGAGAGAGAGGGGGUUACUUGGGUAUUCCAUUUGCGCACGAGAGACAACCUACACACACUUUCUGGGGUUCUAAAUAUAUUCGCCUGCUAGAGACCAAGCGUCGUUGGGACCCUAGCGACCUCUUUGUCACCCGGUUGGGAGUGGGUAGUGAGGAUUGGGAUGAGGAAGGCAUGUGUCGAAUAGCUUCCAGCAAUCUCAUGGAAACAUUAUUGUCCUGGUUCCGAGAGAGUUGCGGAUCUCUCACAGGGGUCCUCUGA
Penicillium nucicola is the source of this 1836-nucleotide messenger RNA. RefSeq names its product FAD-dependent oxidoreductase. The coding region runs from base 1 to 1836 and encodes 611 amino acids. The record is from RefSeq and is a predicted model, not a curated record. Lineage: Eukaryota; Fungi; Ascomycota; Eurotiomycetes; Eurotiales; Aspergillaceae. The transcript is spliced from 3 exons. Gene Ontology annotation, molecular function: FAD binding; oxidoreductase activity.